Messenger RNA from Adineta ricciae, 702 nucleotides. NCBI's taxonomy places the organism in Eukaryota, Metazoa, Rotifera, Eurotatoria, Adinetida, Adinetidae. The record is from the annotation of a GenBank genome assembly.
AUGAACAAAGCAAAUAACAACAAAUCUUUUUUCACUGCAAAUUUCUAUCUAAUAUCUCCCAUAAUGCCAAAUACUUCGAAUUUACCAGCAACAUCGAAUCCCAUCGGUGGAAAUCUAAUGAACAAAACAAUCAAAUGUGUUUGUGUCGGAGAUGGAUGUGUUGGUAAAACAUCAAUGUUGAUAUCUUACACAACAAACACAUUUCCACAAUCAUAUGUUCCGACUGUUUUUGAUAAUUAUUCUGUAACUGUGAUGAUCAGUGGUGAACCUUAUACGUUAGCACUGUUUGAUACAGCUGGUCAAAGCGGUUUUGAGCUGAUGCGUACAUUUUCUUAUACGAAUACCGAUGUAUUUCUCGUUUGCUUCAGUGUGAUGUCUCCGACAUCGUUUAAUAAUGCAUUGAAAAUGUGGAUUGAUGAAAUCCGGCAAUCGUCGUCAUCACGUGCAGCACCGUUUGUGCUGGUUGGAACGAAAAUUGAUCUUCGAUCGAGUACUCCUGAUGUAGAACUGUUGGCAAAAUCAAAACAGAAGCCCAUCACACGAGAACAAGGCGAACGUACAGCAAAAGAAUAUGGUGCCUAUGCGUACAUUGAAUGUUCAGCGUUAACUCAAGAGAAUCUGAAAGAAACAUUCGAUACAGCGAUUCUAGCUGCACUUACUCCAUCAACUUCGAAACGGCGAGGAAUCUUUUGUUGCUGUUGA